This is a messenger RNA of Maudiozyma saulgeensis, 1083 nucleotides long. The record is from the annotation of a GenBank genome assembly. Lineage: Eukaryota; Fungi; Ascomycota; Saccharomycetes; Saccharomycetales; Saccharomycetaceae.
AUGCUACAUUAUCCUGAAAGCUUUGAUGGUAUUGGUGUUGUUGACCAAGCCGAUUGGAAACACCCAAAGAGAGUUGUUUUCCAGCCAAAGAAGUUUGACGACUAUGACAUCGACGUGAAGAUUGAGUGCUGUGGUGUCUGUGGUUCUGACAUUCAUACAGCAUCUGGUCACUGGGGUGACAUUCCAAAACCAGUUGUUGUGGGUCAUGAAAUUAUUGGUACAGUAGUCAGAAAGGGUCCAAAAUGUGGCCCUGAAAUUGAAAUAGGUGAUCGUGUCGGAGUUGGUGCUCAAUGUUAUUCGUGUCUAACAUGUGACCGUUGUAAGCACAACAACGAACCAUAUUGUGAAAACCUGGUUCUAACAUAUGGUUACUCAUAUGCAGAUGGGUACAAUUCCAAAGGUGGUUACGCUUCCCACGUCAGGGUCCAUGAACAUUUCGUCGUUCCAAUUCCUGAAAACAUCCCAUCUGAGCUGGCAGGCCCAUUACUAUGUGGUGGUAUCACCGUUUUCAGUCCAUUGAUCCGCAACGGUUGUGGUCCAGGUAAGAAAGUCGGUAUCCUAGGUAUUGGUGGGAUCGGACACAUGGGAUUGAUAUUUGCUAAAGCACUAGGUGCUGAGGUUUAUGCCAUCUCCCGUACUUCGAGUAAAAAAGAGGACGCGUUUAAAUUAGGCGCUGACCAUUUCAUUGCCACAAAGGAAGAACCAGAUUGGGCAGAAAAGUAUUACGACACUUUAGAUUUAGUUGUGGUUUGUGCAGGUUCUUUAAAGGAUGUCGAUUUUGAACGUUUGCCUAAAAUCAUGCAAGUCGGUGGUAGGAUUGUAUCCAUUUCCGUCCCUGAAAAAACUGAACAAAUAGUGUUAAAGCCAUUUGGUCUGAUGGGUGUAUCUAUUUCCAACAGUCAUCUGGGUUCUCUUAAGGAAAUCAAACAAUUACUGAAACUUGUGUCGGAGAAGAACCUUAAGAUUUGGAUCGAAACUGUCCCUAUCAGCGAAGCAAACGUCAACAAAGUGUUCGAAAGAAUGGAAAAGGGUGAUGUAAGAUACAGGUUUGUACUUACUGACUACGAUAAGGAAUUUAACUAG